UGCAUGCGAUACUGCUGAAAAGGGCUGGGGGAUGCGUUUAGAAAUCAUCGUUUUGGGGGGAAAAGUAUAAAGAGGUGAAAUGAAGAGCUACUUUUACUUCAGGUGAUGCAUUCAAGGGGAUUUUCUACAUGAAGGAUGCCAUCAUACAGGAUAAAGCAUGCUCAAGUACCAGAAUUUCGCUGACAGUUUGGACAGACUUGUGUCCUCAGAUUUCUUUUAUCUCUGCCAAAAACUAUUUCAAAACAUUUGUUUUAAAAAAGCAACCAAGUAAAUUAUGUGAAUGGACUAUUUUUCCCACUUUGUAUAACCACAUGGACCGUGUUUUUGUACUGAAGAAUGUACGAGGUUCAUGCUGAGCGAAUAGAUCUACUAGUCAGAAGUGUGAAGGUAACCAGCCAAAGGAAAAGAGGACAGUGAGGAUCGGGUCCAAGAUGCUUCAGACUGGAAACUACUCACUGGUGCUUCUAAUCCAACUGGUUUUGCUGGCCUAUGACCUCUUUGUUAAUUCCUUUAGUGAACUUCUGAGAGGAGCUCCUGUCAUCCAACUUGUGCUUUUCAUCAUCCAGGACAUUGCCAUCUUGUUCAACGUCAUCAUCAUCCUCCUGAUGAUGUUCAACACCUACGUCUUCCAGGUCGGCCUUGUGUCUGUGCUGCUGGGCAGAUUCAGGGCUCUGCUCCUUUUCUCCGCUCUCUACCUGACCCUCAGCAUCUGCUUCCACUGCUGGGUGUUGAACCUAAGAUGGCUCGACUCGAACCGUUUUGUGUGGACAGAUGGUCUUCUGGCUCUCUUUGUUUUCCAGAGAACAGCGGCUGUGUUGUACUACUACUUAUACAAGCGCACAGCAGAGCACAUGGGGGACCCGAGGCUGUAUGAGGACUCUAUGUGGCUGCGUGAUCAAUUUGCCAGAGCUCGUCAGUGACAACGGGACAGUGUUGAGAGAAACAAUAAAGGCUCCUUUUGGAAACUGCCAUCUGACAAGACUGGGCAUGCACACCAGUGACUGAUAUCUGAAUGAUUUCCUUAGAUUUUAUGUCUGUAAUGAAUUGCCAUUGAGCAGAGAUUGAACUCACACUCUGUUAGUGAAUGACUCAAAGUUUCACAGUUUGUUUUAACUGGCGCCUCAAAGUGAGGCAGAUAGGCAGUUAAAUGGUUUACACUGGCAGGCAAGCCAAGGAUGGCACAUGUAGUAUAGUAUUAAUCAGGAUUGAGCCUGUUAAUCUUUGUGGCCUUUUAUAAACAAUCUACUACACACUUACUGCAAACGAAAGAAUGAAAAAAGUUUGGCCUGCCUUAAUUCAUUUUAUGUUUUGUACCCAUCAACUCUAAGAUGUAGACCUUGUCCAUUUGGUAGAAUUUUAUUAUUUCCCUCAAAGAAAGAAAUCAGAUGUUUUUUUUGCCUUAAUAAAAUGUUAGCCUGUGCUGUUUACAUUGUAAAAGUGAGUUAAACAAGCCAAUUUCUAUGUGAACUCUGUUGGGUUUUUAGUUGGAAUCUUUGUAUUGUGUUCAAUGUUUUUUUUUUAUUAUUAAAUAAUCCUUGUCUAAUUACGGUGUAAUCCUUCAUUAGUAGGCUAGUCGGUAUUAUCCAGGAGACAAGGUGAAGCAGGGCGCCCUAUUUUUAACCCAAAGAUUAAUCAGGGAUUGAGGCUUUAAGAUGCCACUAGUAAAACACACCACAAAUAGCCGUCAGUGUGUCAAAAAACUUACUAUUCUCAACCUGGUUAAAGCUGUGAAGUAGUUCAAGACGGGUAGUAUCGUUUGUACAAGACCAUUACCACUGUUUUGCAAACAUAGUUAUCCGACUAUG
Messenger RNA from Xiphophorus maculatus (southern platyfish), 1805 nucleotides. RefSeq names its product transmembrane protein 138 (gene tmem138). The transcript is spliced from 5 exons. Gene Ontology annotation, cellular component: cilium. Bases 432 to 920 code for a protein of 162 amino acids. The record is from RefSeq and is a predicted model, not a curated record. NCBI's taxonomy places the organism in Eukaryota, Metazoa, Chordata, Actinopteri, Cyprinodontiformes, Poeciliidae.